GGAGGAGGAGGAGGUGUUGGCGCAUCGCACCACCACCACGGCUGACACGCAGAAAGCCGCCGUCAGGGAGGAGGGGGGCGCACACCUGUCACGGUGCAGCAGAAGCACCUGACUCGGAGAGAGGCGCGCGCGAGCUGAGCAGAAUGAUCAAGAACGGCCAUCACCAGCACCUCCACCAGGAGAGCCCGGCCCCCGGGAGGGAGGCGGGCGGGACCCCGGCUGCUGCAGCCUGCAGCCCGGAGAAGAGGAGGAGAAGAGUCCGCGUGUGGUGCGACGGCUGCUAUGACAUGGUGCACUACGGCCACUCGAACCAGCUGCGACAGGCCAAAGCUAUGGGGGAGUACCUCAUCGUUGGAGUGCACACAGACAGUGAGAUUGCUAAGCACAAGGGCCCACCAGUUUUCACUCAGGAAGAACGAUACAAGAUGGUCCGGGCCAUCAAAUGGGUGGACGAAGUUGUAGAAGGAGCCCCGUACGUCACAACCCUCGAGACGCUCGACAAGUUCAGCUGUGACUUCUGCGUGCACGGAGAUGAUAUAACUCUAACUGUAGAUGGGAAAGACACGUACGAAGAGGUGAAGAAGUCGGGACGCUACAGAGAGUGUAAGAGGACGCAGGGAGUUUCAACCACAGACCUCGUCGGCAGGAUGCUGCUCAUGACCAAAGCACACCACAGCAACAUCGACAGUUCAGACUAUCAGCAGCAUAAAGACAACUUUGGAAAGAAGGGCCACAGUCCCUGGACAGGAGUGUCGCAGUUCCUGCAGACUUCUCAGAAGAUCAUUCAGUUUGCCUCAGGCCAGGAACCUCAGCUGGGAGACACCAUCAUCUACGUAGCAGGAGCCUUCGACCUCUUUCACAUUGGACACGUGGACUUCCUGGAAGCGGUGCACAAGCUAGCAGAGAAGCCGUACAUCAUAGUGGGGCUGCACUUUGAUCAAGAGGUAAAUCGUUACAAAAGGAAGAACUACCCCAUCAUGAAUGUCCACGAGAGGACACUGAGCGUCCUGGCUUGCAGAUAUGUAUCAGAAGUGGUGAUCGGUGCGCCCUUCGCGGUCACAAAAGAUUUGCUGGAUCAUUUCAAGGUGGAUCUUGUUUGCCACGGGAAGACAGCGAUAUACCCCGAUAGAGAUGGGUCUGAUCCUUACGCUGAGCCGAGGAGAAGAGGGAUACUCCGAACUGUCGACAGUGGGAACAGCCUUACAACGGAUGCAAUUGUGCAAAGAAUAAUCAAAAACAGGUUGCUGUUUGAGGCGAGAAACCAGAAGAAGGAAGCCAAAGAGAUGGCUGUGAUCCAGGCCAUGAAGCGACAAGAGGAGGACAAGAGUAAAGAAAGAGCCCAAGCUCUGCUCUAAGGCAUCAACGUCUGCGCUUCUAACUCAACACUGACCAGCUAAGUUCAACUGGUGUACAGGAAAACCAACGCUCUCUCCACAUGAUGCUGGUGAACAACAGCAGUGGAGUGUUAAACCUGGAUGUUCUGCUGUGGGCCCAUCAUGUGUGUUGGUGGAGCAACAUAAAUAAUAAGGCAGAACAAAGAAGAUGUUAUGAAUAUAAAUACAUAUCUUGAAAUUUAUAUUUUAUGUCUUUGGACAUUUUAAACCUUUAUUAUUAUUUGCCUUAAAAAAAAAAAAACAACUUUUAUUAUUUACUUUUGUGUGCAGACUUGAGAUGUUGGUCAAACUUUUAAAUAUAAAACAAGGAAGUGAUGUGAGUAGUCAUUUCCACGAGGCUGUUGCUGCUUUUUGUACAGCGAUGAGCCUAAUCCCACAUCUAAUCCAUGUGUAUAUAUACUGCAUCUAUCUAUGGAAGUAUUAGAAAGUGACUAUAGGCUCUCUGCAGGUUGUAGAAACCACUAGACGAUCAGAGGAGACGUUUCCCUUCUUCUCUGUACUUUGUUCAAAACAACUAUUCUUGUUUUUCUUACUCAAAGAUGCACACUGUUGACCCCUGAAGGUUUGACCUUUUGAGUACGACUGUCUUAGAGUUAAUACAUAAAGAUAAUUACAUGUUUGACCUGCAACUUCCAUGGUGUAACUAAAGAAACCUAACAAAUGCUAAGUGUUGUUGCCUUGAACAUGGAGCGCAUUUCAUACAGUCUCUUAAAUCCAGAGUAAUUUAACUUCUGUGUCUUUAUCAGAUGGAAUGAAUAAUAAUAUACCUUUUUUUUGGUAGAUGUGUAUUUUACUCCUCUCCACUCUGUGAACUGCUGUUCCCACGUGUCUUUGUCAAGCUGUUUACUGUAGAUUAUGAUGUGUUGUUACUGAUCGCUCCCAGUUGACAUAUAAUAUAGAAAUGAUUGGAUUUACAGUAUAUUAUUGCUAAUAAAAAGGUAUUGCCAGAAA
This is a messenger RNA of Nematolebias whitei (Rio pearlfish), 2345 nucleotides long. RefSeq names its product ethanolamine-phosphate cytidylyltransferase. NCBI's taxonomy places the organism in Eukaryota, Metazoa, Chordata, Actinopteri, Cyprinodontiformes, Rivulidae. The record is from RefSeq and is a predicted model, not a curated record. Gene Ontology annotation, cellular component: cytoplasm. Gene Ontology annotation, biological process: phosphatidylethanolamine biosynthetic process. Gene Ontology annotation, molecular function: ethanolamine-phosphate cytidylyltransferase activity. Bases 144 to 1355 code for a protein of 403 amino acids. The transcript is spliced from 13 exons.